Molecule: messenger RNA, 906 nt
Organism: Cryptomeria japonica (Japanese cedar)
Lineage: Eukaryota; Viridiplantae; Streptophyta; Pinopsida; Cupressales; Cupressaceae
Exons: 1
Coding region: 1-906 (301 amino acids)
Source: RefSeq, a predicted model, not a curated record
AUGGCAUUUGGAAAAAAAUCGGGAGGGGCGGGGCUUCGUGAUCUAGUUAAGCGAAACAAAGAUUUUGGAGGAAAAUUAGUUUGGAAAAUGUAUACAAAAGCAAAUUCAAAGUGGUGUCAAAUCAUGCAAGCUAAAUACUUGGACUCAAGUAAUCCCAUUAUAAUUCUAUCCAUUUCAAAUCCCCCAGAUGGUUCGGCAAUGUGGAAUUUUAUGUUAUCUUCCAGAGAUGUGGUGACUCAAUUUAUUACAUGGCAAAUACACAAUGGAGAAUCUACUAACUUUCGGUUUGACUCAUGGAAUGGAUUCCCCACCUUAGCUCAGGUUCCUCAAUUGCAACUGGUAAUACCAAUUUUCAUUCAAAAAUGGGGGCAUAAGCUAAUAAAUUAUGUAAGUGGAGUUGCUCUUUACUCUAAGAAAGUCAUUUGGAAGGAUAUCGACAUUGACAUUAAAGAUAGUUUAAGAAGACUUAUUGGUACACUUCUAUCACAGAGAACAGUUAUCCUAUUAGACAAGGAAGAUAAAAUUAUAUGGUCCCCUUCUGCAAAUGGAAACUAUACAGUUCAAAAUGGAUAUGUUGCAUUGCAACACAUGAUGAACCAACAACAAUCACAGAGAGAUUUCUUCUUUAGUUGGAAUAGUGCAGUCAUGCCUAAAGGAGGAUGUUUCUCAUGGUUAGCACUUAAAAAUAGAAUUCUCACAAGCAACAAGCUAGCCAAGCUUCAAAUAGUCCAGCAGUUCAAAUAUGUCAUGUGUGACCAGGUAUCUGAGGAUGUGGACCAUCUUUUUCUCCAAUGCCCUUUUGCUCACCAAUGUUGGAGAUUUGUAACAAACAAAUUAGAAUUGUCAAUGGCCUUUCCAAACACAAUUUGGGAUUUCUUUCAAGCAUGGCCUACCCUCUUUAAGUAA